Molecule: messenger RNA, 5276 nt
Organism: Sceloporus undulatus (fence lizard)
Lineage: Eukaryota; Metazoa; Chordata; Lepidosauria; Squamata; Phrynosomatidae
Gene: SPTLC2
Product: serine palmitoyltransferase long chain base subunit 2
Exons: 12
Coding region: 83-1759 (558 amino acids)
Biological process (GO): ceramide biosynthetic process; sphingosine biosynthetic process
Cellular component (GO): serine palmitoyltransferase complex
Molecular function (GO): serine C-palmitoyltransferase activity; pyridoxal phosphate binding
Source: RefSeq, a predicted model, not a curated record
UAGAGAGGCGCAGCGACGGGCGGUGGUUGGUUUCUAGGCUGCUAACGCCGCUGCCGCCGCUGCUGCGUCUGAAGCCGGCAAGAUGGAGCGCGGCCCUGAGAAGCUGGCUGGGCAACCCCGCGCCAACGGCUGCAGCCUCCCAGGAGGCCUCAGGAACGGCUACGCGGUGCGAGGGCUCGCCGGGGCCCAGGCCCACAGCCAGAUUCACCAUAUCACUCAGAAUGGAGGCUUAUAUAAAAGACCUUUCAAUGAAGCUUUUGAGGAAACCCCAAUGCUGGUUGCUGUACUAACUUAUGUAGGCUAUGGUGUCCUCACUCUUUUCGGAUAUCUUCGAGACUUUUUGCGAUACUGGAAAAUUGAGAAAUGUCAUAAUGCAACAGAACGGGAAGAACAAAAGGACUUUGUCCCUUUAUAUCAGGAUUUUGAAAACUUCUAUACAAGGAAUCUCUAUAUGCGCAUUAGGGAUAGCUGGAACAGACCACUCUGCAGUGUACCAGGAGCCAAAGUAGACUUGCUAGAAAGGGUUUCUCUUGACUACAAUUGGACAUUCACGUACACAGGAAAAGUGAUAAAAGACAUAAUUAAUAUGGGGUCCUACAACUACCUGGGAUUUGCAGAGAAUAAUGGAGUUUCGAAGGAUGCAGUGGCUAAAGUUCUCUCACAAUAUGGAUGUGGGGUGUGCAGCACUAGGCAGGAGAUGGGAAACAUGGACAAACACGAGGAGCUGGAAGCUUUACUGGCCAGAUACCUUGGUGUAGAGUCUGCUUUGGCCUAUGGAAUGGGAUUUGCAACCAAUUCAAUGAACAUUCCUGCUCUAGUUGGCAAGGGCUGUCUCAUACUGAGUGAUGAGUUGAAUCAUGCAUCUCUAGUACUGGGAGCAAGACUUUCAGGAGCAACAAUUAGAAUCUUCAAACACAACAAUAUGCAGAGCUUGGAAAAACUACUAAAAGAUGCCAUUGUGUAUGGGCAGCCUCGCACACACAGACCCUGGAAGAAAAUUCUCAUCAUUGUUGAAGGCAUAUACAGCAUGGAAGGAUCGAUUGUCAGGCUGCCUGAAGUGAUUGCUCUUAAGAAGAAGUACAAAUCUUACUUAUAUGUGGAUGAAGCUCAUAGUAUAGGCGCACUGGGUCCCAAUGGCCGUGGUGUGGUGGAAUAUUUUGGACUUGAUCCUGAGGAUGUGGAUAUUAUGAUGGGCACAUUCACCAAGAGCUUUGGAGCUGCUGGAGGAUAUAUUGGAGGCAAAAAGGAGCUGAUUGAUUAUCUUCGUGUCCAUUCACACAGUGCAGUAUAUGCCACAUCAUUAUCCCCUCCUGUUCUUCAGCAAAUCAUCUCAACCAUGAAGUGCAUUAUGGGUGAAGAUGGCACAACACUUGGUAAGCAGCGCAUACAGCAGUUGGCUGAGAACACCAGGUACUUUCGUAGGCGGCUUAAGGAAAUGGGCUUCAUCAUCUAUGGAAAUGAAGACUCCCCUGUUGUACCUUUGAUGCUGUAUAUGCCGGCAAAAAUUGGUGCAUUUGGACGAGAGAUGUUGAAACGGCACAUAGGUGUUGUGGUGGUAGGUUUUCCUGCAACACCAAUCAUUGAAUCCAGAGCCAGAAUUUGUUUGUCUGCAACUCAUACCAAAGAGAUACUUGAUAUUGCUUUAAAGGAAAUAGAUGAAGUUGGAGACCUCUUGUUGUUGAAGUAUUCCCGUCACCGAUUGGUACCCCUCCUUGAUCGACCUUUUGAUGAAACUACAUAUGAAGAGACCGAAGACUGAGUCCUUUCCAUGUCUUUUUGCAGACAGGGCACACUCCUCAGAACUCUGUAUGGCUCAGAAGCCAAGGAUCUUGAACCAAACACUUAACGACUGCUUAGCUUAAACAGAAUGACUUUUUACUCACAAAACUGAAGUGGCCACAGCAGCUCUAAAUGGUGUGUUGUAAUGGCAAAACAAAACCUGGGUUUUAUUCUGUUGCUUCAAGGUCUUGCUCUGAAAAAGAGCUUGGCUUACAUUUUUAAAACACUGCUCCCUUAUUUAUUUGUCACAGCAACAUCACUGUGACAAUUAUUGGCAGUGGAGGGGUUGUCCAUCACGUUGCCAUGUGGGCAUCCUUAAUGUGUCUUAGGAUGCUGCAAUGAUUCUGUCACAACAUUUCCUUUUUCAUGACUAAAGUCUAAUCUUCUUGAGCGUGCAAGACCAGCCAGUUUGUUCAGUUGAGGCUUUUGAGGAAAUUGUUGACAGCUAACUUAAAAUAUAUUUAACAAAAAAUAAUCAACCAAAGUAUUUUCUUUUUUCAUUUAUGUUGUCAUUUUUGGUCUUUAUUAUUAUUUAGUGGUUGCCUUGCCACACAAGAAGCAUUCAGUUUAUCAAGAAAAAAACAGGAAAUCUUCCAGGGCCUUAAACAUCUUUAUUUUUCAGUCUGAAUGUCAGCUGUUUUAGGGUAAGUAGUAAAGAAGAUUUCAGGGCAGCAUAGCUCUUUAUUAUAACAUUUAUUUUAUACAGAAUCACACAGAUCUGAGAUGCAGCCACAGUUCCAUUGUCCAAUAUGAAUUCUGUUGUUUAUUGGACCAGUGAGUGUGUCCCCUCCUUUGGCAUUAACCCUAGGAGACAGAGGCCAAAAUCACAUUGAUUGAUUAGAAGGGAAAGAAUCAAAUGUAAAAGACUCCUUACUCUCCCUUCAUUCAUGUAGCAGCAUUCCUAUUCUGUUUCCUGGCAAACUUAGAAAAAGAUUUUUUGCCUGAAUAAUGCAUUUCUUAAACACAUGAAUGAAUGAACAUUGAAGGCAGAGAAAUUUCCAUGAUUUUUUUCACUGCUCUGGCCAAGUUAACUGUUUGUUAUUACUACAGAAGGUAGAUAACACGAGGCAAAACCCACAAUACUACAUAUACACAGGUAGGUAUUUGCCUGGAUUAUUUUGGAAAAUAGUUUUUAUAGCAAUCUGUAUAAAGAACAAACAGGAUUCUCAGUUAUAAAGUAGACUUACAGGCUUGGGAUUCUUUAAGAGGUACCAGCCAUUCCUUUGGCAUAAGAUAAGGGUUCCCAUAGUACCCCUGUGGAUUCCUGUUGAAUCCUGAGCAUUUUUGCCCUAAGAUGCUCAGAACGGUGCUGGGAGUCAGGGGAGAUAUAUUUUUCACUUUUAGAAAGAUCAUGUUGGAAGACUUAAUUCUCAGGGGUGAGUCAGUUGAUCUUGGAAUAUAAGUGGCUCUUCGAAUUAAUUGUUUUAAAAUGGCUACACUGUCUUCCAGUGGGUUCAGUUUACUUUUUUGUUUUUAAUUUGUUUGAGAUCAUAUAUGAGCUGUUCAUUGGCAAAGGUGUAGUAUAUGAAACUUUCGCAUGUGUGCAUUAUGAAGUCACAACACAAUGGAUUAACUUUGUAGUCUUUAACCACAGAUUUAUUUCAACAUUUUUGCACCUAGAAAACCUCACUUGUACUUUCCCCAUUAUUUCUUACAAAUGUAUAAUGCUGGAUAUUUCUGAACAGCUAAAUAUUUGCAAGAUCGCUUAAGGAGCUUUCCCCUUCAGUGUGGCAAAAACUUCAGUUAUAUCAGAGUAAGGAUUUUCAUGAUAUGGCUUGGAAAUAAGAAAUACUGAUGGGCUGACAAAAGACAACAGAGUGCAAUUGCUAAUACUGUGCAACAGUUUGCCAAAACAUAAAGGGAGAGGAGUUCUAAGAGCAAUUGGUCCUAUAUCUUGGACAUGUGAGACUUUUUGAAAAUAGCAGUAAAAAGAGUUUUGUUCUGCCUAACUGUGCCAUGUAGCCUUAACACUGAAAGCGAAAUGCACAAGAAGAGCAAAAUUUGUAAUAGUGUCUGUAAAAGUUCAUUUCAGUCAAUUUCUUGAAGAAUCCUUCAACUAAAAUGGUAUGUUCACUAAAAAGUGGUUUUGUUGAAAAUUAUGUUUGCUAUUAUUGGAUGUUUAAUAUGUUCCUGUUGAGGACCUGCUACCUUCCCCUGUCUAUGUCAAACCAUUUCUAGGUUUCUUCUGUCUGGGAUACAGAGAAAUAUUGGGAAUGACCCUGUGUUUCUGUGUCAUCAAGUUACCUAGUUGCAGCUCUUCAUAAGUGAGGUUGAUAUUACAAACACUAUUUUGCACCAAACAUAUUUUAAAGAAGCAAAAUGUACAUACAUCAUAAUUUCCUGCAACAACUAGAAAUGUUGUGCUCCCAUUAUAUACAGUCUAGACAUAGGGUAGGACCAAAUGUAAUAAUUAAAUGUUUUAGAAAUCAUUCCUUAUACUUCAGCUAAAGAACUUGCUACCACUGGACUGAACUAACCUUAUCCUUUACAUGAAAUGUUUGGCAAAGUUCCUGACACCUGAAAAGAGGCUGAAAAGUUUUCAUUAGAAAAUAAUAAACUAAUUUUUCCUUCCUAGUAAAUUGAAGUGCCCUCAUGUCAUCACCAAGCAUUCUUAAGUACAAAGUAAUUUAAAAGGAGCUAGUCCUGCAUGCAGGGGGUUGGACUGGAUGGCCUUUGCGGUCUCUUCCAACUCUAUGAUUCUAAAUGCAGGCUGGUUUUGACCAUGUUUAUUGUUUGUGCUUUCACAAUUGCCUCUGCAGAAGUACUUCAGCAAUAACUGCAAAGCAGAUGAACUAAAAUACAUUCAGAUGAAUAAAUAUACCUUGAGCAUUCAGACCAUCUUUGGUUUCAGAAAUGAGGAGGAUAAUUAGAAUUAUGUUCUGAUAUUCCAGAGUAUGUUUCUUUUUCUAUGCGAGCUUUGAGUGACAGGCAGGGAGAAAAGAAUACUGAAGAUGAAAUCUCUUGGAAGCCCUAUUUACUGGUUAGAGAGAGUAUGCAUGUAUGCCUGCAAGUUUACCCUUUGGUAAAGGGUGAUGCUAGUCCCUUGGGAAUUAGGGAUGGUUUAACCAUAUAUCCCAUACACACCAUACAAUAUAACUGUUUGGCACAAGGACUGCCUUGUCUCUAGUAUAGCGGCUUUUCACUUCAGAACAGUUUAUCAUGUCACUCUGGAGACCUCUGUAGUGGUGGUUCUUAUAAUCAGUAUACAGUGUGGUGGAACUUCUCCAGGUUUUGAAAGGACUCUCUACUGUCUGUAUGAUCAUUCUCUGGGGAAAGCAGAUAGAAUUUUAUUGGUAAGAUACCAGAUGAAAAGAACAGAUACCAUAUUCCACUGUAACCUAGUUUAUCCACCAGAUUUGUUUGCACAUCUGACAAAUUGUUGUUUCAGUUUGUGUUGUAGACUGCAUUACUGUCCUGAUUGUACCAAAGGCAAAAUUGCUUGUUGGAGUUCUUAGAUUCCUCUUUUCUGAAAUAAUACCUGAUCUGAGUCUACUAAA